Messenger RNA from Amaranthus tricolor (Joseph's coat), 3235 nucleotides. RefSeq lists its product as uncharacterized. The record is from RefSeq and is a predicted model, not a curated record. The transcript is spliced from 5 exons. The coding region runs from base 422 to 2716 and encodes 764 amino acids. Lineage: Eukaryota; Viridiplantae; Streptophyta; Magnoliopsida; Caryophyllales; Amaranthaceae.
UUGUGCAAUGAAGAACUAACAUCCAUUUUACAUAUUCACUCAUCUUCCUCUCCAAAUAAAUCCAUUAACUAUUUUACCAUCUAAAUUUUCCUACAUUUGGUAUCAAGAGCUAAUUAAAACCAAGACCUCCAAACAACCUAAACACAUUAACCAACGUACUCCACAAUAAAAUAAACCUCUAACCAUACAAUAAAAAUUUGACCUCAACCAUUAAUUACCCCCAAGUUAAUUGGGUUCCCACAUUUAAGGGAGAAAAAAUAUGAACAAUGGGCUAUGCAAAUGAGGUCAAUAUUUAUCUCCCAAGAUUUAUGGGAAUUAGUACAAGAAAGUUACGAGCAACCACCCAAAGAUGACACUAAAGAGUCAUCUUGGGAUGAAAAAAAAAUAAAACAAUAUAAACAAAAUAGGAUAAGGGAUAACUAUGCCCUAUCCCUAUUAUAUCGUGGAGUUGACGAGGCAAUACUUACAACGAUCAUGCCUGCAAAAACAGCUACGGAGGCUUGGAGGAUCCUGGAGACAAAAUACAGAGGUUCCGAAGAGGUAUUGUGUAGAUGGUCGUCCCAUUGUUGACGAUGAUGAAGCUGUUUGGUCCUGUGAGGAAUGUGUUCCUAGAAAGUCCAAGUCCACUCUAGUUUCUAGGAAGAGUGAACGCAUAAACUUACAAGCAAAUCGAGAGGCGCUGCGAAGAAAAGCUAGAAAAAACUGGAAACAAAAUUCGAUUUCCCUAAAAGUUGUACAAUCAAAAUGUGCGGGAAACAUAGAUAAAAAGGUGGAUGAUGAGAAAUCUGACUUAGAUGAGAAUAAAUUGUAUAGUGAGAAAUGUGCUCCUAGAAAGCCUGAGCCCACUCUAGUCUCUAGGAAGAGUGAAUGCAUAAACUUACAAGCAAAUCGUUUGGGAAGCACGGCUAUAAAAGCAGGAGAUGAAAAGCCUAACUUGGAUGAGAAUACAUCACGUUCUAAUAAUGCAUUUAACUGGGAUGAGGGGAAAGAUGAAACUGGCACAAGACAUCAAGGUAAGUUAAAAGAAAAUGAAAUUACACGAUAUACACUUUGUACAACGGUGGCAGGUUCUGAACUAGCUCCUCUAAUAAGGAAAAAGAGAACUGUUUUCAACUCAGAUGAUGCCUCGAACAAGAAAUCUUCCGAACCUUCAAUGUUAACAGGCCAGAAGACCGAUAAUUUAAAUUCCUUUAAGGUUAUUGAUGAUAAAAAGCUACAUAAAAAGCUGGAGAAUGUUUAUAAACAUUCACAGACAGAGCUAGACAAUGUCGUUGAAAAUCUACAGGCAAAGCUGGUGAAUGUUGAUGAUCAAAAUCUACGGACGAGGCUGGAGACAGUUGAUGAUCAAAGUGUUAAGACAAAGCCUGAGAAUGUUGAUGAAAUUAUGCAGAUUGUUGAUGAUGUGAAAUCACAGAAUAAGCUGGAGAAUGGUCGUGAUGAUUUACAGAAAAAGCCGGAGAUGACUUUGGGUCGUCAGCAGCUAACCAAAGAACCAGAAAUUAGUCUGGAGAUCAUGUCUAACAAUGAUGAUAUUGAACAAUCUCUUUCUGAAAUUAAUUCAAAUGUGCUAGAUGAACAGCAAGAAAAUAAGAGUUUUCCAGUUGUGGAGGAACCUGAUAGUUCAGGUUCUAUAACUUCCAACAACGAGGAAAUCAAAUCUCUUUCACAUUCUCAUGUCAAUAUUUAUAAAUUACCAGCACCUAGGAAGAGGAGGAGGUUAAUUAAUGAAAUGGACUUUUAUGAUUCCGAUGAAGAGUCGGUUUUAGCACAGGAUAAAGAUCCGCAGAUUGCAGCUGAAGUUGAAGGCAAUAUCCCCCUCCUGUCAACCAGGGAGUCUCCUGUUAUGAUAGGUGAAAAUGUCUCUGCAGACCAGUCGUUCAAAAAAUUUGAAGUUCGCUUCCCUACUCAACUAUAUCCUAUAAACUCAGAUAACAUCCAAACUCAAGCGUCUUCCCAGUACUUUUACAAUUGCUUCAUCAAUAAACGGGCACCUCCAAUUUUUACUAAUUAUAUCCCUGCUCAGCCAAUAAACAAUGCAGUAUGGAGGGGACAUUGUAGUGUUAGAAAUGAAGCGCAUUUGAGCAUCAGAAAUUAUGUGUGUCCUAUAUCUUUUGGAAUGGAGGCUCGUCUAUCAACCAAAGCUCAUGGAAACGUUCAUGGUGCUGCAAGUGCAUUGCCCAAUUCACUUAGCUUUGAGAUUGUGGAAAAGUGUUAUGCGUGGCCCAACAGGUUUAAGAGGUCCUCUCCCACGGGUGAUACAAUUGGUCUUUAUUUUUUUCCAGUGAAAGAAAGAGAUGAGGAGUCUUAUGAUUAUCUACUUGAGAAGAUGAUCGAGUGUGAUCUUGUAUUGAAGUGCCACAUCUUUGAUGUGGAACUAUUGGCUUUUUGCUCACAGGAGUUACCUCGAGAAGAAAGAAGAUUUCAAAGUAAGUAUUACCUGUGGGCUGUUUUUAAGAAAAGGCAAGAACCUUUGUUCACAAGAGGGGAGUCUGAUUUCCGAAUUAGUGGAACUGUGCAAGAGGGAAACACUGGUUGUGGUUCACUGGGCAAUUGCUCUACCUUCAAUUCCAGAAAUUCCCUCAUUCUCGAUGCUGCAAAAGCCAGUGUUAGAUCUUCAAAGAGAAAUAACGAUCAAAGAUCUUGGAAAUCUUACAAAUCUCAUACCAACUCACACGGUAGCAGAGAUCAUAAACAUAUGCAUUACGAAAGAGAUUGAAAUGCAUCUAAAAGAAGGUAUGAAUACAGACACAAAGGACAAAUAUUGGAAAAAGUCCCAUUAUAAGCGGUCUAGUCAUUCUCACGGACACAAGUAAAGUUUCUGCUUGUCAUUAAGCUAUUAUUUGUAGUAAUAGUUGAUUCCGCAAAAAUUAGGUGAUGGAAGCUUUGUGGUUUGCCCAAAUGGUAGCAAUAUGCAAUCACGCAACUGAGCCAAAUCUUUUUAAUGCCACAAGUUUAGCAAUGUCUCUUUUGUGGUUGAAUUAGGGCAACAAGCUAACAUUUACAUCGAUAACAAUUUGUUUUAUUUUGCUCUUGGUGGGGUAUAUAUGCAUACAUGAUACUAGACAUGAAAUUUGUUUUUGUCGUGGGCCGUGUUAGAUUGAACCAUGUACUUGGUCAGCGCACAAUGAUUGGUCAUCGAUAACAAUUUGUUAUAUUUUAUAACGUUAUACUCUGUUUAAUUCGCGUUAAUUGUUCCAUUUGGAUUUUAUACUCUAAUUAAUGCAUUUAUUCAAUC